GAAAACUGUAGUCAGAUGCAGUGAAUUGAAACAUGAAUCGUCAAGGUUGCAAUGGGAGAGACGAAGCAGAACAUACACCUGUCGUUUCGUUUUCUGCACUGGUAGAAGGAAAGAGAAAAAAAUGUGCGAGCCUGAAUCUGCGUUGCUGCCCUCGGACACAACGUCAUCUGCAGCGGACACAACGUCAUGUCCAUCGCCGUCACGCCAGCGACGUCAUCCAGGAGGUUUGUUUUACGCCAUCAUCACUGUAUCGCUCACUGGAAACAUUCUACUGGUUGUCGUGGUUACCGCCCAAACACUAAGGACGUCUCGUGACUCUCUUAAGAACAGUGCAGGGGGAUUCUCACAUUCGCUUAGCCACGUGGACACAGCCGAAGUCUGUUUCACCUGUGAUCAACUGGGUCCGCUGAUCGAAUCCAAAGACACUCUCUAUGGCGUCAUACGACUCUCUUCUGGACACACGUUUUGUUGUCAGAGACAGAAUAAUGGCAUCACCAAGGUUUUCAAAAAGAUCGUAUCGGACGAAUAUCUAAGGCGACUUACAGGACGGGAGCCAUCAGAUAGGGGCUGCGAGGACACGGGCUGGAUAUCAACAGAGGAUCAACAGGGGCUCACCUUUAUAUGGUUCCUCAAGAAGAUUCACCGCCAUCAUGGACAAGACGCGAUAUCUACAACACAUCGUUUUGCGCAAACGUUGUGUGUGAUAAUGGAAAUAUUGUCGUCCCAGCAGCUGGUACCUAUCUGGUGUACUCCCAUAUCACGUUCAACACACCACCAGCCUCUGAGGACACCUUCAUGCACGUCAUACAACGAUGGAACCGGAACUUGCCAGGCCUGGGGCAGAAACCCGUGCUGUUCAGUAAAACAUCGCUCACAUGGACAGCAGCUCCGCAGCAAACAUCUUUUCUGUCCGCCAUUGUGAAACUCCGCAGAGAAGACCACGUCCGGGUUACCAUGUCAGAGAACGUUUAUGAUGUGGUUGAGAUGAGGACGCUUUCAAAUUAUUUCGGUGUGAUUAAAAUGUAAAUUUGUGUCUAACAUUGUGAGAGCUGGCGAUAGGGUGAUGAGUAUGAAUUAUUAUCUGUGUGUAUUCCACUCUCUGAGAAAAGACACCUACAGCUAACACACACUGUUGACUGAGACACUACAGAAAUAGUUGCACGAUGUUACACGUAUUCAUCUAUCUGUAUGGAACCAUCAUAACUACAUAAUAAGAACGAUUAACAAAAUAUAAUAGUCAA
Haliotis rubra (blacklip abalone) is the source of this 1241-nucleotide messenger RNA. RefSeq lists its product as uncharacterized. NCBI's taxonomy places the organism in Eukaryota, Metazoa, Mollusca, Gastropoda, Lepetellida, Haliotidae. The coding region runs from base 122 to 922 and encodes 266 amino acids. The transcript is spliced from 5 exons. The record is from RefSeq and is a predicted model, not a curated record.